CAGGGGCACAGACUUCCACAUUCUCCAGACAGCCAAAUGUUUUUUCUUUGACAUAAAGGAAUGGAACAGGAAAUUUAGGGGGCUUCACUUUCUAUAAGGCAAAAAAUGGCAUUUUGUCCUUGCCUGUGAAAGGCACUAUAGGCUACAUUCGGAAAAGCCUGACCAAAUUCCAAACUUGUGGAGUCCCAAAAGUCUGACUGCUAGUGGCACAGGAUCAGGGUGACAAUGCUGCUUCACUGGGUGUUGGGCAUAGUGGUCGGGGUUUCCCUGGUAACAACCAGCCUCUCUCAGAGUGGGGAUGGGGAGUGGGGCUCAGGAGACCCCCUCUUAGCUCCGAACCACAACUUCACCGGGGUGCCGAGGGACCAGCCAGCGGACAGCGCCCCGCAGUACACGCCCGACAGCUGCUCCAUGCACUUCCACACGUGCCCCACCUCGCCCCGCUGGCUCCGCGCCCAGAGGGAGGAGCUCAGCUACCUGCGGGCCAUCCAGCACGGCAACCAGGCCGUGAUGGAAAACCUCAUCCAGUAUGUCAGCGCCGAGAUGGGCGAGCAGCGCUACCAGGAGGUGAUCCAGGAGAACAUCGCCGGCAUCAAGGAGGACCACCUCACUUGUGAGGGCAUAGUGCAGAAGAUCACAGAGAACCUGGAGACCCAGCUAGAGGGAGAAGCCCUGGAAUCUCUGGCAGAGGCACAGAAAAUCAAAGAAGAGUCCUUGGCCUUUGAGGACAUGCUCCGCACAGCAGCAGACAUAGCAAAGAGACUGGAGAGCUCAUCACAGGCGCUGUAUGCCUCCUUCACCAAGCAGCUGAAAAAGACACUGGUCAUUCACCGCUAACUCAUCUUCACGGUGUUAUUUGCUCU
Molecule: messenger RNA, 863 nt
Organism: Megalops cyprinoides (Indo-Pacific tarpon)
Lineage: Eukaryota; Metazoa; Chordata; Actinopteri; Elopiformes; Megalopidae
Exons: 3
Coding region: 226-837 (203 amino acids)
Source: RefSeq, a predicted model, not a curated record